GCCGGGCGCUUCACCUCAGGCGGCGGAGAAAGGCUUCCCAGGGCUUCUCUAGGCCGGCGGCGGGGCUCUCGGUUAUUUUGAAAACUCCCAGCGUCGUGAAGUCGGUGCAAAACUUGAGACCCCGGGAGCCUCCAUGAACCCUGGAGCCCUGGUCUGCGACCACCACGGGCUGCCAGCGAGCUGAGCGGCUCUGUACACAUUCUCCCCCAGAGGAAACCGGGGACCCUUUGAAGAAUUGGUGGUGUGAUUCCUCCUGUUUGCCAAAGCCUUUCCCGCGCCGGAAGGAAAUGAUGGUGGCCAAGCAAGUUUAGGUCUUGGCCAACUGUGGAGUCUGUCAGCCUCUAGUUACCUAAUUUUGUGGAUUGGGUGACUAGCAUGCAGAUACUCACGCUCUGACUUGCCCAACGACUGACAUGGCCCACCGGGGUGGGGAGAGGGACUUCCAGACUUCAGCUCGUCGCAUGGGCACCUCCCUGCUCUUCCAGCUUUCUGUGCACGAGCGGGAGCUGGACCUCGUUUUUCUGGAUCAUAGCUAUGCUAAACCAUGGAGUGCCCACCCAGAUGCCAGUAGCGCCCGCCCUACCCGCAUGCUCUUUGUAACUCCCCGUCGGCAGCACGAGAAUACUAUUGAGUCAGACGUUCCAAUAGAUGUGGAGACAGUCACGUCAAUUCCUGUGCCACUCUAUGACAAUCAGAAGGCUCGAAGUGUGAUGAAUGAGUGUGAGCGGCAUGUCAUCUUCGCCAGGACAGAUGCAGAUGCUCCUCCCCCACCAGAAGACUGGGAGGAACAUGUCAACAGGACUGGCUGGACAAUGGCCCAAAACAAGCUAUUCAACAAGAUCCUCAAAGCCCUACAGUCUGACCGGCUUGCCCGCUUGGCCAAUGAAGGGGCUUGCAAUGAGCCCGUGCUGCGCCGUGUUGCUGUGGACAAGUGUGCGAGGAGGGUGCGACAGGCUCUGGCCAGUGUAAGCUGGGACACCAAACUGAUCCAGUGGUUACAUACCACCCUAGUGGAGACCUUGAGUCUGCCCAUGCUGGCUGCCUACCUGGAUGCUUUGCAGACACUGAAAGGGAAGAUCCCAACUUUGAUUGACCGGAUGCUUGUGUCGUCCAACACCAAGACUGGGGCUGCAGGAGCAGAGGCCUUGUCUCUCCUCCUCAAGAGGCCCUGGGACCCUGCUGUGGGGGUGCUUUCUCAUAACAAACCAAGCAAACUCCCUGGCUCUCCUUUGAUUCUUAUCGCCUCUUCUGGUCCCUCAAGCUCUGUGUUCCCUGCCUCACGCCGCCACCGAUUCUGGCAGUCUCAGCUUUCCUGCUUAGGCAAGGUCAUCCCUGUAGCAACUCAUCUGCUGAACAAUGGGAGUGGGGUAGGCGUUCUGCAGUGUCUCGAGCAUAUGAUUGGGGCCGUGAGAAGCAAAGUGCUGGAGAUUCACAGUCAUUUUCCACAUAAACCCAUUAUCUUGAUUGGAUGGAACACAGGAGCUUUGGUGGCCUGUCAUGUAUCAGUGAUGGAGUAUGUCACUGCAGUUAUCUGCCUUGGGUUUCCUCUGCUUACUGUGGAUGGCCCCCGGGGGGAUGUGGAUGAUCCCCUCUUGGACAUGAAAACUCCAGUCCUCUUUGUCAUUGGUCAGAAUUCCUUGCAGUGCCACCCUGAAGCCAUGGAGGACUUCCGGGAAAAGAUUAGAGCUGAAAAUAGCUUGGUAGUGGUUGGAGGAGCUGAUGAUAAUCUCAGGAUAAGCAAAGCAAAGAAGAAAUCAGAAGGGUUGACUCAAAGCAUGGUGGAUAGAUGUAUUCAGGAUGAGAUUGUGGACUUUCUGACUGGAGUGCUCACUCGCUCUGAGGGUCAUGUGGGCUCUGAGUCUCGAGAUCAGGAUGCUGAGAAGAAGAAGAAGCCUCGGGACUUGACCCGAAGAGACUUGGCCUUUGAAGUUUCUGAGCGAGGCAGUCGACCUGGUUCCCCAGCUGCCAAGUUGCCUACAUCCCCCUCAGGCUCAGAGGAUCUCUCCAGCGUAUCCAGCAGCCCCACCUCUAGUCCUAAGACCAAAGUGACCACGGUAACCUCUACCCAGAAAUCUAGUCAAAUUGGGACCUCCCAGCUGCUGAAAAGACAUGUACAGAGGACAGAAGCUAUGUUGUCGCACAAACAAGCCCAAGCACAGUUUGCUGCUUUUCUGAAACAAAACAUGCUGGUGAGGAAAGCUUUCCCUCCCGGCGCUUCCUCCUGUCUCUUUGUUCCCAUUUCAUCAGAACCAGCAGAAGAGUCGGAGAAAGAGGAGCUUAGGGUUCAGCUGAAGCGGCACCAUCCUUCCAGUCCUCUUCCUGGCACGAAGACCUCCAAGAGACCGAAGAUCAAAGUGUCCCUGAUCUCCCAAGGGGACACAGCUGGAGGGCCUUGUGCUCCUUCCCAAGGUGGAACCCCUGAAGCUACAGGAGGGAAACCUAUCACCAUGACGCUGGGGCCUUCAGCAGGGGCCAAGGAGCUCACCGGGCUUCUCACCACAGCCAAGUCAAAUUCUUCUGAAGGUGGAAUCACAGCCAGCAUAGCCCCAUCAAUGUCUUCCAGCAACACCACGCCUAGUGCCCUGCACACUCUCCAGAGCCACUUGGUGGCCACCUCUCCUGGCAGUUCCCUCCCAGGGGCCGCUUCAGCCAGCAGCCUCCUACAAGGCCUCAGCUUCAGCUUGCAGGAUAUAAGCAGUAAGACCUCUGGCCUCCCAGCGAGUCCUUCCCCAGGGCCAUCCCCACAGGCCACCGGCAUGAAGUUGCCCACCCCCAUGCAGAGCCUGGGUACCAUCACCACGGGCACCAGCACCAUUGUCCGUACCAUUCCUGUGGCUACAACACUGUCCUCCUUGGGUGCCACUCCUGGUGGGAAGCCUACAGCCAUCCAUCAGCUGCUAACCAAUGGAGGCCUUGCUAAGUUGGCAAGCAGCCUCCCUGGCUUGGCUCAGAUCUCUAACCAAGCAUCGGGCUUGAAGGUCCCCACCACCAUUACUCUGACACUCCGUGGCCAGCCAAGCAGAAUCACCACACUGAGCCCUAUGGGCUCAGGAGCAGUGCCAUCUGAGGAACCCACCUCCCAGGUCCUGCCCUCUAGCUCACAGCGCCUGCCUCCAGCACCCUGAAGAUGCCAGCAGUAUGUCGUGCUUACCAGGUUGGUGAUGGCUGCCUCAAAGUGAGCCUAUGUGGUCCUGCUGAGCUAUCUUGAGUGUCUGAAGACAUCCUUAAAGAUAGUCAUUUUCACCUCUCCACCAGCCCUCUUCAGGGUUGGGCCUCUGGGUCUCAAGAAACCAUUAGGCCAGGUGAUACCAGCAAGAGGAGCAGCAUCCUCCAGGAUCAACAAAUUGGUGCGUGGAAUCCCCAGCAGUGUGUGGAUCUGAUGUAAUUUGACCCAAGUGUCAGUGUGGGACUCCUCACUGCAGUCUCACGAAGAAAACAGAGAACUGGGCUGUCGCCUUUUAUCCCCUUUAUCUGCCCUAGGAUGUGGGGAGCAGCAGUCACCAGGUGAAAACUGGUCCAUUUCUCUUCUUUGCCACGUUUUGUGCAUUUCCUGUCUCCAGAGAGCCUAUAAGUCCAAAAUGACUGAAGAUGAAGGAUGGAGCAGCAAAGGACUUGGCUGGCAAGACAUGCCUACAAACACCAUGCUGCCUGUAGUUUAGGUUUGGGGUGCUGCAUGGUGCUUGAGGGCCUAGCCAUUAGCUAAAGAUGGGAAGUGAAAUUUGCCACACCAGAGGGAAAACUCCAACCCUUGAAAGUCUGGUGCAUGGAGGUGAAGCAGGUUGACCAGCUACAGUGAUGUCUUUGCCAGUAUUGGAAGCUUGGGGCAUUAGGAUAGCAAAGGCUGUACUUCAGUGUUUGUUUCUUUUCCGCACAACUUUGUCUUUCUUCUUAGAAGUGGGAAGAUCAUUGGUAGUGACUCUGCUGUAUUGGGUUCUGGUACUAGCCUGAACCUUUAGAUCAUGGUCCUUGGUGAUGUGAACACUGAAGAUGGAGCUAAGCCCCUCAUUACUUACUCACAUUUGGGUGCAAAGGUAGUUUGGAGUUUGGCUUUGAAUUUGUGUUCUAGAGUAGGCUCCUUCCAUACUUACAACAUUUUCCAGUCAAGAUGAUAAAUAAAGCAACUCAAGUGUGACAUUGUUCACAGGGCCAUCAUAUGGCCAUACCAGGCCACCUGUGUUCAGUCCAGACCUCUCAUCUGUAUUCUGAGGGCAGCCAAGAGGAACACAUAAUGUUGAAGAGCCUCAAACAAGGCAGGUCAGGGACAUGUGUGAUAUGAGAGGAGAGUGAUCUCUAAACCCCAUAAUAACCUCCUUGACUGGAGCUGCUCUCAGUGAUUCACAGAUUGGGCUGUAUUUUUUCAUUUUCUGAUUGAUACAUGCAUUCUGAAAUUCAGAAGGCAUUCAGUAAAUUUGAGAAGGUAUCAAAUCUGGAAGAGGUAUCCAGUGCUUGGGGGUUUUGAUAGCUUUACAUGUCAGAUUAUAACCACCAGAAGAGCAGAGGAUAGUAAGACUGGGCUCUAUGAAGCUUUUAGGGAUGAUUUAGGUAGGCAGAGGGCCCUGAACAACACUGGAGAGGGGGCGGUUCCUGAAAGAUACUGCCCCUUGUGUUCUGGGACCAAAGAAAAACUUGCAUCCUGUUUUGGUGGCAAAUGUAUGUGCAUCCCAUGGGUGACUUCUGAGGCAUGGGCCUUGAAGAACUCCAAAACUGAGAAAGGGGAGCUACAAGACACUAAUCUUCACCUUGAGGGACUGGCCAUUAAAAAUGGCUGGAGUCUGUAGAUCACAUUCCGUAGGUCCCAUCUCAUACCAGACUGCUUGGAAUGUAGAAGGAAGCUUUACCCUACCUGUCUUAGGACAGACCCGGAGGCUCUAACCUCAGAAGGUAAUACUCUUAUGGAGUAUGUGGAAGGAUCAGGAAGGCUUUGAAUUCUUGGACAACAGGUAUGUGUUAAUGCCUGUGGAAGGUGUCCUGGCUUUGAGAAGAGGUCACUGAGGGAUGAAGACCUUCUUUCCACUCUUGGUCUCAUCACUAGAGCAAUUUGGGGGUGGAUGAAUUUAUAGAGUUGAGCCAUUGUGAUGGUUCUGAUUCUACGUUAGCAAAAACAAUUAAAAAACAAAACAGCUUUUGA
This is a messenger RNA of Nannospalax galili (Upper Galilee mountains blind mole rat), 5128 nucleotides long. RefSeq names its product KAT8 regulatory NSL complex subunit 3 (gene Kansl3). The record is from RefSeq and is a predicted model, not a curated record. The coding region runs from base 414 to 3125 and encodes 903 amino acids. Gene Ontology annotation, biological process: positive regulation of transcription by RNA polymerase II. Gene Ontology annotation, cellular component: NSL complex. The transcript has 22 exons. NCBI's taxonomy places the organism in Eukaryota, Metazoa, Chordata, Mammalia, Rodentia, Spalacidae.